AUGGAGUUGGAACCUGUUAAAGAAAGGGUGAGUGGUGCCGUGGAAGAUCUCAGUCUUUGCAUAUGUAAUGCAGGUUUUAAAAGUGAAUUCUCUUCUCAAGAGACCUGGCUCUUAACUCGGUCUACCUAUGCACAAACUGAUUGGGCAAAAUCUGUUUGGUUCUCUCAAGCUACUCCUAAGUAUGCUUUCAUUUCGUGGUUGGCUAUGCUGGAUAGGCUAGCUACUAUGGAUAGGAUUGUGCGUUGGAGUAGUGGUGUCGACGAUACUUGCGUGUUGUGUAAAAGUGCAUUAGAAUCCAGAAGUCAUCUCUUCUUUGAAUGUUCUUACUCAUCUCAGCUAUGGGAGCACCUUGUUCUUGGUGUUGUGGGGAACUUGUAUACGACAGUCUGGACUUCUAUUUUGGACUUGCUCAAGAGGCCUGAGAGAGAUAAGAGAAAGUUAUUCUGUUUGAGAUAUGCAUUUCAGGUUGCUAUCUAUGUGAUUUGGCGUGAGAGGAACAAGAUCAAGCAUGGUGAAAAGCCUCUUCCUGUGAUUGUAGUGAAGAAGCUAGUUGAUAAGGAGGUCAGAAAUAAACUAAGUCUUAUGAAAUCUAAGGGGUGCAAGGGUAUGGAGCUUGCUCUUCAAUACUGGUUUAGCACAAGGGUUUGA
Raphanus sativus (radish) is the source of this 648-nucleotide messenger RNA. RefSeq lists its product as uncharacterized. The transcript has a single exon. The record is from RefSeq and is a predicted model, not a curated record. NCBI's taxonomy places the organism in Eukaryota, Viridiplantae, Streptophyta, Magnoliopsida, Brassicales, Brassicaceae. The coding region runs from base 1 to 648 and encodes 215 amino acids.